Entamoeba histolytica HM-1:IMSS is the source of this 468-nucleotide messenger RNA. RefSeq lists its product as uncharacterized. The transcript has a single exon. The record is from RefSeq and is a predicted model, not a curated record. The coding region runs from base 1 to 468 and encodes 155 amino acids. Lineage: Eukaryota; Evosea; Mastigamoebida; Endamoebidae.
AUGAAUAUACCGACAACAAUUAGUAAAAUAGGAGGGACAUGUUUUAAUGGAUGUAAAUUAUUGAAGAACAUCAAUAUAAAAAAUAUUCAAUUUAUUAGUGGAAAUAGAAUAUUUUUAAAUGAACCAAUUUUAUUGAGCAUUAGAAUACCAGAAAAUAUAAAAGAGAUUAACAGAAAUGAAAUUAAACAAAGAGAUAUUAAUGAAUUUAUAAUACCAACAACAAUCACUAAAUUAACAGAUGAAUGUUUUAGUGGAUGUACUUCAUUACGCUCAUUUAACAUUCCUACAACAGUAAAUGAAUUAGGAAGUUAUUGUUUUUAUGGAUGUUCAUCAUUAAAAUCAAUUAUUAUUCCAUCAACAGUUAGUAUAAUAGGAGAUGAAUGUUUUAAAGGAUGUUCAUCAUUAACAUCAGUUACUAAAACACUAAAAGAAUCGAAUGAAGAAAAUACAAAAUGUGUUUUAGUGUAA